CGGAGCACCGUCUGUCGCACCGCCACCUCCUUCUUCUUCUUCCUCUUCUUGUCGCUGUUUGGGAGGAAGAAGGGCGAGGAUACUAUCAUGGCUUCAGUUUCUUCACAGAUCUCAGGACUUCAGACAGAUGAGGAGGAUAACAGAAUCCUGAAGGUGAAAGUCAUUGCUGGAAUUGGACUGGCCAAAAAGGAUAUUCUUGGAGCCAGUGAUCCCUAUACCAGACUGUCCCUCUACGAUCCUGUCACUGGAGAGAUCGCAAGCCUUCAGACCAAAACCAUCAAAAAGACACUGGACCCCAAGUGGAAUGAAGAAUUUUUUUUCAGAGUUGAUCCCAAGAAGCAUCGUCUGCUGUUUGAGGUGUUUGAUGAGAACCGGCUGACACGUGAUGACUUCCUCGGACAGGUGGAUGUCCCCUUAAAUCAAAUACCGACAGAAAAUCCUAACACUGAAAGGCCAUACACAUUCAAGGAUUUUCUGCUUCACCCACGAAGUCACAAGUCCAGGGUUAAAGGUCAUCUGCGUCUAAAAAUGACCUACCUGCCAAAAAACCCAGGUUCAGAGGAGGAAACUGCAGAUCAGACUGAGGACAACGAUCCUGGUUGGGAGCUUCUGGAGGCGCAUGAUAUGUCAGGUCCCAGACAAAACCAGAUCCUGCCUCCUCUUCCUCCUGGCUGGGAGGAGAGGCAAGAUAAUCUGGGAAGGAUCUACUAUGUUAAUCAUGAAACCAGAACCACACAAUGGCAACGGCCCACCAUGCUAGACGGCAAUUUGGAAGUUCAACGAAGACAGAACAAUAAUACGGAUGCGGCGCAUGUUUUCAUAACACGCAGACAGAUCUCAGAACAUGAGGAUAGCACACAAGAGUCUCCAGAGAGCUGGGAGAUCAUUACAGAGGAUGAUUCCACCCAGUACCACAGUAGUAACCAGCACAGAUCACCUUCACCCCGCACCCCAGUGGAGUUCCACUCGCUGUGUGAUGAAAUGAGGAACGUUAACAUCUCCGCGGCCGCAGCUGGCGAGCAGCGCUCCUCCCAGAUUGAACACGGCAGUAAUUCGAGGCAUUCCAGUCGCAGAGGAAGUGCCCAGACCUCAACAGGAGAGGAACAUCCUGCUAAUCCUGUGCUGCUUCCAACCACAACUGGGUUACCUCCAGGCUGGGAGGAAAAGCGAGAUAGUAAAGGAAGACGCUAUUAUAUCAACCACAACAACCGAACCACUACAUGGACACGACCUCUUGUGCAGAGAACUUCAGAGGCAGCACCAGCACCACCAUCACCAUCACCAUCAGCAGCACCAUCAGCAGCAGCAGCACAGAAUAGUGCAGGCUUAUCACAAAGCCCUACACCAUCCCAACCAUCAGCACCAACAGAGGAGUCUCCUCAGCACACUCCAAGCCCCGAGGCCUCGCGAGAAUCUGGCUUCCUGCCGGUCGGCUGGGAAGUUCGCAGUGCACCCAAUGGAAGGCCAUUUUUCAUCGACCACAAUACCAAGACAACUACCUGGGAAGAUCCCAGGCUAAGGAUUCCUGUACAAAUGAGAAGGAGAUCCUCGCUUGAUCCUUCUGAUCUCGGCCCUCUGCCGCCUGGCUGGGAGGAGAGGGUCCACAGUGAUGGCAGGGUGUUCUACAUAGAUCACAACACAAAGAACACACAAUGGGAAGAUCCCAGAUUGCAGAACGCUGCUAUAACUGGACCAGCAGUGCCUUACUCUAGAGACUACAAACAGAAGUAUGACUACUUCAAGAAGAAGCUGAAGAAACCGGCUGACAUCCCAAACCGCUUUGAGAUGAAGCUGAAACGAAAUGCAGUGCUGGAGGACUCGUACCGACGCAUCCUCUCGGUCAAGAGGCCAGACCUGUUGAAGGCGCGACUGUGGGUGGAGUUUGAUGGAGAAAAAGGACUGGACUACGGUGGCGUGGCCAGGGAGUGGUUCUUCCUAAUGUCCAAAGAGAUGUUCAACCCGUACUACGGGCUGUUCGAGUAUUCUGCCACGGACAACUACACACUGCAGAUUAACCCCAACUCAGGUUUAUGCAACGAGGACCACCUGACCUACUUCAAAUUCAUCGGCCGCGUGGCAGGCAUGGCCGUGUUUCACGGCAAACUCCUCGAUGCUUUCUUCAUUCGGCCCUUCUACAAGAUGAUGCUGGGGAAGCCAAUCACCCUCCAGGACAUGGAGUCUGUUGACAGUGAAUAUUUCAACUCCCUGAAGUGGAUUUUGGAGAACGACCCAACAGACUUGGACAUGAGGUUUACUAUUGAUGAAGAGCUGUUUGGACAGACUCACCAGCAUGACCUGAAACCCGAUGGCUCAGAGAUUGUCGUCACCAAUGAAAACAAGGAUGAAUAUAUCCACCUGGUGAUUCAGUGGAGGUUUGUGAACAGAAUACAGAAGCAGAUGACUGCCUUCAAGGAGGGAUUCUUUGAGUUGGUACCGCAAGAUCUGAUCAAGAUCUUUGAUGAGAAUGAGCUCGAGCUGCUCAUGUGUGGUCUUGGAGAUGUGGACGUGAACGACUGGAGAGCGAACACGAAGUAUAAGAACGGCUACUGCUCCAACCACAUGGUUAUCCAGUGGUUUUGGAAGGCGGUGCUGCUGAUGGAUGCAGAAAAACGAAUCCGGCUCUUACAGUUUGUGACGGGAACAUCCAGGGUCCCGAUGAAUGGCUUUGCUGAACUCUAUGGCUCUAAUGGACCACAGCUCUUCACCAUCGAGCUUUGGGGAACGCGUGAAAAACUUCCUAGGGCCCACACAUGCUUUAAUCGGCUGGACCUUCCUCCGUACGAAUCCUUUGAGGAACUGAGGGAGAAACUUAACAUCGCUAUAGAGAAUGCACAAGGCUUCGACGGGGUGGAUUAGUGCAUACGUGGGAAAUGAGAUGAACUGACAUUGCUGUCAUCAGAGUAGAGCAAAGUUCCGUGAUGCUCCUGGGGAAAAAAUACAAAAACAACAAAAAAGCUGUGUAUCAGACUCAGGUUUUAACCUGCCGGCUGUGAAGAUGGACAGCAACAAGACUCACAUGAGUCCUCUGUCGGGGCCCACCUGAAGAAAGGACAUGAAAUCUGGAGUGACGGAGGUGGUUUUACGUCACCCUGUGUGUUGUAAAGUUUACAAAUCAGGUUAUCUUAGUAUUUAAUUCUCUGAUGCAAGUCGCUCAAAGGUGUAUUCACUCUUAUUUGUUCUGCGAAAACACUCAAAUAUUUAAAUAACUUGAUUCUGUGAAGCGAUAACAGUAUGUGAAUGUGAUUAACAGCUGUACAGUUUAUGAUAAAAAAUUAUCUUUUAAAAAUGGACAUUUGAUUUAGUUUUAGUCACUUUUUGCUCAGCCAGAUGCAUAAAGACAGAUGUGUACACACAUCCUUUCAGUCACAUUGUCCUCUCUUAAUAACAUCAGUGUUUGUGAAACUGUAAAUACAUGAACAAGCUUUUCCACUGCAUCUUUAGACAUGAAUGGAUGUAACCACUCUUUUUUUUUUCUUUUUUUUUUGUUUGUUUGUUUGUUUGUUUGUUUUUUGUUAAUAAAACCACUGUUUGCACCUCAGGUUAUUUAAUUUGGACGUUUAAAAAAAGGGUAGUUAUACCAAAUGUGAAAGUGAGGAACUGAUCAGAGAUGGCAGGGGAAGAGCAGGGAUAAGGAAAUGUUUUAUGUGAUGGACCCAUUUGUGGAAUCAAAAGCUGCAAGAAAAUCUGCAUCAGAAGAAAGGUGAAAGUUCAGGGGCAGGUUCAGAGUUAUUUAGAGUUAAUUAAUAAUAUUAUGUGUUUCCACUUCAUCAAGCCCCAUUUUCUUUAUAAAAACAUUUGAAUUAAUAGUCUGAAUUACGCCUGAGGUGCACGCAAAACUCACUGCACAUUCUUUCUUUUUAGUAAACCGGAGUUCACGGCUUUUGUGCGUGCUUGUUUAUACAAUCAUGUUCAGCUCAUUUUGGGUCUUAUGUUGCCCUGUCACUUUCUUACAUUCAAGUCCUUCAUGCUCGGUGUACAAACUAUUACACUAUAGCAAAGCCAAGAAUUUAAUGCUUAAAAAAAAAGCCAUAUUCGCCACUUAAUUUGUCUCCAUUGCUGUUAUACACUAAAUGGGUGUUUCUGUUCAACAGUUUAAAAUGUCCUUAAACAGCAAAAAAGAUUAAACAACUUUUUUAAUUUAGUUUCUUUUUAUUUUUUAACUUUUUUUUUUUCCAUUCCAGUUUUUUUUGUUUGUUUGUUUUUGUUUUUUUUAAACACUGAUGCAGUGUCCCAAAUAUAUAUAUAUAUAUAUAUAUAUAUAUAUGCAUAGACCUCAGAAGCAUUUCUAGCAGAAAAUGUGCAGGUUACAAAUGUGAGCGACUGCCAUCAGUCAGUUUGGUAAAUCAUUGUGGUCGUGAUGUAUCAAUACCAGGACCAGUAACAGACUAAAUACGCUCUUGUCUGUGUGCAGAUCUGGAGAAGUGACUGUCUGCAGUGUUGGACUGUGCUGAUGUACUAUCCAUAACUGAACAUGCAAAUGUGACUGCAUUUGUUUAAACUGCCACUCGGGAGUUGCUCAUUGUUGUCGAACAGGUCUCGAUGCAUCUCUGCACUCGGUAUCUGUUCUUGUUCAUUCGACAGCUCCUCGUGCUCGAGUUCAACACUGUUUAUAAAGCAGAAGAAUAAAUAAAUGUACAUUUACCUUAGAGCUCCUUAGCUUUGCAUAAACGUUAGUAGACAGACUGACUUAUACAGUUUUAAUACGGUGUGUUAGAUUUUAUGCUUUGACUUUUGUCAGUGAAUGACAUUUUGUCUUUUACUCAUCAAGGGUGUCUAAUUGCAGCAAAGUGCUCUAUUUUUAAGAGUGCAAUUUAAAAAAUAUAUAUAUAUUGUUGGUUGUUAAAAUGUGUACAGAUUGUUCUUUUCAAAAUUAAUUACUCGUAGUACCUUUUGUAUGCAGUUACUUUGAGAAAGUAACUGUGCUUAAGCCGUACUUUGAACUUUUUCUGAACGGUAAGACACGUGUUUACAUAACUGCCGUGUUUACAGGUCGGUGAUGAAAGGAAAGAAAAUUGUGGGCUGGUUUUUGUCUCUGACGACACAGUUUUAUAUACCUAUUCUUUUAUAAAGUGAAGCACUUUGUUAAUAUUGAUGAGUCUUACUUCUGAAAUCUUUGCCAAUCUGUCGCCUGCAUAAACCGCUCUUUAAAAUCAUGAUCUGAUGCUUUAAGCGCACAUCUCUUCAGAUGUUUACAUGUGAGCAUUGCUGAGAAAAGCACAUUCUCUCCUUUCAAUGGUAUUUAAAUACCAAUGCCUUUUAUUUGUCAUGAGUCGUCGAAUUUGCUGGUCUAUGAAAUGAAUGAACAUCCUGUUGCCUACUGAAGACUAAUUAAUACAUACUUCAUUUUGGAUAUAUCAAACUUUGUUAUUGUAACACCUGUAAGUGCAUUAAAUCGAUGGCGUAUGUAAAACAUUUUAAAGGGCAGAACAAACUGUAGCUGUUAAAUCCCAAUGUGAUGGCCUAUAACACAGAAUAUAAAUGUAUGGGAAAAAUAAAGACAUGUAAAAACACUUA
This is a messenger RNA of Oreochromis aureus, 5514 nucleotides long. It is a transcript of the gene nedd4a, whose product is annotated as NEDD4 E3 ubiquitin protein ligase a. The record is from RefSeq and is a predicted model, not a curated record. Gene Ontology annotation, molecular function: sodium channel inhibitor activity; ubiquitin protein ligase activity; protein binding. Lineage: Eukaryota; Metazoa; Chordata; Actinopteri; Cichliformes; Cichlidae. The transcript has 29 exons. Gene Ontology annotation, biological process: regulation of dendrite morphogenesis; neuromuscular junction development; receptor catabolic process. The coding region runs from base 88 to 2856 and encodes 922 amino acids.